UGCUUUCCCACACACUCCCAAGGCACCACUUCAGAUCAGGAAACUAAUGGCAGUCAAUGUCUCUCCUUCACAGGAAAGGGGCACAAUGGCUUUGGAGCAGGGCUGGCAAAUGACAGGGGCAAUGGGAAGCCUCCAGAAUGUGAAGAAAUUUAAUAACCAGGACUUCAACCGCCUGCGAGCCUCAUGUCUGAGCCAAGGACUGCUUUUUGAGGAUGCCACCUUCCCCGCUCACAUCAGCUCCAUCGGUCCCAACCUGCUCCCAGAGGAUAAGCUGCGGCAAAUACAAUGGAAGAGGCCGAUUGAACUUUGGAGAUAUCCUUAUUUGAUCAUGGAUGGAGUUAGCAGAUUUGAUAUCAUGCAGGGAGACAUAGGUGACUGCUGGCUGCUGGCUGCUGUGGGCUCCCUGACACUGCAGAAGCAAUUUUUGGAAAAUGUUUUACCAAAGGACCAAGGAUUCCAGGAUGAUUAUGCUGGGAUUUUUCAUUUCCGGUUCUGGCAAUAUGGAGACUGGGUGGAUGUAGUGAUAGAUGACCGGCUGCCAUUCCUAGAUGGAAGAUAUCUGUCUGUACAGCCUCGAACAUCAAAUGAAUUCUGGCCAUCCCUGCUGGAAAAAGCAUAUGCCAAGUUGCGGGGCUCCUACCAGAACUUGCAUGGAGGCUACCUUUCUGAUGCUUUAGUAGACCUCACAGGUGGAGUCCAAGUGCAGUUUUCGCUGAAGGAUCCCCCUCCUGAUCUGGAGGAGAUACUGAAAGCUGCUGACAAAUCUCAGUGUCUGAUGGGGUGUACCACCUCAGGCCCGAUGAAGAGGAACAUAGAGGUGAGGAAUGGGAUUGUACAGGGUCAUGCCUACACUGUCACAGGAGCUGUGAAGAUACGCUACAAGAAUGGCUGGAAACAUAUUAUCAGAAUCUGGAAUCCAUGGGGCCAUGGGGAGUGGAAGGGGCCCUGGAGUGAUAACUCUCCUCAGUGGGACCAUGUUCAGCCUGAAUGCAGAGAAGCCCUCCUCAGAAAUAAGAAUGAUGGAGAAUUCUGGAUGUCUUGUAAAAACUUCCAGGAGCAAUUUUCCUGGUUGUAUAUAUGUAACAACACCCCAACGUUUCUGGACUUUGGGGAUCAACGCUGCACAACAUGGUCUGAGGACAGGCAUGUCAACCUGUGGAGUCCAGCCCUCGCUACAGGCAGGAACAACUCUUCUGCAGCAGGACCAGUUUCAAUGAACCUCCAGUAUUUUUUCAAAGUGCCAGAUUAUGACUCGAAAACCUACAAUGUAGUCAUUUCACUCAUGCAAAAACAUGCUGAGGAUAUGCAGAGUGCAAAAAACCUUGAGAUUGGCUUUUUGAUCACCAUGGAGAACUCCAAAGUUCUGAAACACAAGUUUAUUCCGACUCGAGACGUGACCAAAUACUUUAUCUUGAGCCCAGGAACCUAUGCUGUUGUUCCUGCUACAACAGAGGACCAAGAAUUUGAAUUUCUCUUACGAAUUUUCACAAAGAGUCAAGACUACAACAAGAACUCAAACUUCCCACCCAGCCCAGUGCUGCCGAUGGAUGUACCAGGAGAGAACCAGGACAACUCCUAUAAGGCUGUCUUCCUAAGAUACGCUAAGCAGGGCUCAGCUAUUGAUGCUUCGCAGCUGCAACAACUCCUUAAUGAAGUGAUCCUGCAAGAUGAAAUGACCAGCCUGGGAGGAAGAUUCAACUUCGAUUCGUGCAGAGGCAUUUUAGCUCUGAUGGAUCUCAACUCAAACGGACGACUCACACUGCAGGAGUUCGGGCGCCUCUGGCGAAGUCUCACUAAGUACAUGGAUAUCUUCAGCAAGGAAGACAGAAAUCAUUCUGGAUUUCUUGAUGUGUCUGAACUGAAGAGUGCGGUACAAUCAGCAGGUCUGGCCGCUAACGAGCAGCUCCUGUGCCUGAUGACCUUGCGGUACGGCGAUGCUGCCCGGAGAAUCGGCUUCUCUGACUUCGUGUGCUGCAUGCUACGCCUUGAAACCAUGACCCAUGCAUUUCAAAACUUGACAGAGGGCAGAUCACAAAUUUCGAUGACAACAAUGGAGUGGCUGACUCUGGUCAUGUAUACUUAAAGAGAUGUCAGAGCUCAAUGUGACUGGCCUGGAGAGAUGCUUUUUUGCCCUGAAGUUUACCUGGACUUUCCAAUUUUGCUACUUAGUUCUCCUGAAGAACUUUUCUUACAAAACUUGUCCUGCUUACACAUCCAUAAACCGUCCCAGACAUUUGGCACUGAGGAGAAAAUGGGGAGGAAACCCAAUCCUUAGAGAAAAUGUGCAGUGGAGGACCAGCAGGCUCCUGCCUUUGUUUUGCAGUUGACCCCAGGAACUCACGGAGCAUCCCUGGGCAAAAUCACACACUUUCCUUAUCAACCCAGUUCAAAAAUAGCGUGAAAAAAAAAACAAAAAGCAGGACCCUCACUGAAAUCCAGGGACUGCAUCCAGAUGAGCCUUCCUAUAGACAGGAAUUACAAUAAUAAAUAAUACACGAAUAGCAUCUCUGGUAUCUCACAUCCUGUUUCUUAAGGCAGUUGACAUUGGGUGCCAGCUUUGGAGAGAAGUUGAAAGGGGAGAUAUAUAAUCAGGGUGUAAAUUACACUCCUCCAGGGAGAAAGCAUGGCAGAUUCAGACCCAGGACAGGGACGGCUCCACGUCUUUCACCCCUGGCUCCAGGGCAGCACUCGUGCCCAGUUACUGCUCUGUCUUGGCUCCUGAUUGCAUCGAGUGAGUCCAUCUGCGGCAGGAGCUGGGCUUCACCACUCAACGCUGUGACGCCUUCACCCCUCUGAGCUCUGUUUGCACAGUUAUUUGUUUGAAAAUAUGCCCUUUGCUUUCGGAGACCUUUGGACAGCACACCCUCCCUUUGUCACAGCAAAGCUGGUUUUCGAUGUGUUGAUGCACAGAAACAGAUUAUUCACAGCACAGCACCCACCCCUUGCACUGCAGACUAUCGUUAGGUAAAUAAGAGACUAGGAGGACCUCACUUCAC
Tyto alba (common barn owl) is the source of this 2996-nucleotide messenger RNA. Its product is annotated as calpain-13. Gene Ontology annotation, biological process: proteolysis. The coding region runs from base 47 to 2083 and encodes 678 amino acids. NCBI's taxonomy places the organism in Eukaryota, Metazoa, Chordata, Aves, Strigiformes, Tytonidae. Gene Ontology annotation, molecular function: calcium ion binding; calcium-dependent cysteine-type endopeptidase activity. The transcript is spliced from 21 exons. The record is from RefSeq and is a predicted model, not a curated record. Gene Ontology annotation, cellular component: cytoplasm.